Messenger RNA from Pangasianodon hypophthalmus (striped catfish), 6462 nucleotides. It is a transcript of the gene scml4, whose product is annotated as Scm polycomb group protein like 4. Gene Ontology annotation, molecular function: protein binding. NCBI's taxonomy places the organism in Eukaryota, Metazoa, Chordata, Actinopteri, Siluriformes, Pangasiidae. The record is from RefSeq and is a predicted model, not a curated record. The transcript is spliced from 10 exons. Bases 2103 to 3554 code for a protein of 483 amino acids.
AACAUAAUUUUCUUUCUUUUUUUUUUUUUUUUCAUUUUAAAACACACAACAGAGCGCAACAUCAUUACUGCAUGUGGUGAGUGAAAAUCAUUGCGUUGUUUAUCUGAAAGCGAAGGUUUUUUUUUUUUUUUUUUUUUUAAAGAAAAUGUCCACACCUCUUCCUCUUGCUCAUGUGUUCCUUAUUUUCCACCUAAACGUGCACAGCUAUAAAUAGACUACUCCAUAAAUGGCUGGAAACAGUCCCUAAUUAAUUUCGGGAGAGUUAGAUAGCUUGCAUCAGGCUGCAACUUUAAGGCUUUUGUUCUGGAAAUUUGAUCAUCCACAUUUUUACUUCAUUUCCUCUUCUGCUCAUUUACACGGUGCAGAUAAAUCCGUUAUUCUGUAGAUUCGCUGGAUUUGCUGUUUGAACUGGAAUUUUUCUGAGGGAGUAAAAAAAAAAUAAACAAAUAAAAGCAAAUAAAAAUCACAUUGUCUAAAAAGGAGAGGGCGCAAUUUUCGGUUUUUCCUCCAUCCCUGUAUCUUAAACAAGCUGUAACAAGCUGGUCAUAAACAAGCUGUGAUGGUUUACAUAUUUUUAGGUUAUUAAAAUAGAGUUGGGAUUAAAUUCAGCCAGUUUGAACAGGGAUUAGUCCACUUUCAUUUGAUUAACAGAGCAAUGCGCAUUUUGGCGUCUCCUGUAUCGCGCAAAGCUUAAGGUGCGUUUUUGCGCAAUUAAUAAAUUUUUAUUUAUUUAUUUAUUUAUUUUUAAUUAGACCUCCAGCAGCAGAGAAUUCAUUCAGGAUGACACUAAGGAGAGCUUAUAGACAACUGGAUUCUACAUUACAGUUUGCUAGGCUUGUGUUAGGGAGCUCUAUUUAAAUGCGUGCUGAUGUUUUAGCGCAAGUUUUUCAGCACAAGAUUUCCAAAUGCUCACAAAAAAAAAAAAAAAAAUCACAUUUUAAAAAACAAAAUUUGACUCAUCAGUGUGUUCCUUUCGUUUCAGCACAGAAACAUGACCUGCUUCUUUAGUCCUUUAUUAAAGAUAGACAGACUUUUUUUUUUUUUUAGGUGAAGGCAUCCAUGGGCUACUUUUGUUACCUGCCAGAUGUGUGUGUGUGUGUGUGUGUGUGUGUUAGUAGAGGGGUAAAAUCAUGACUGAUUGUAAAUAAUAAAACAUUUCUGGAGCAGUGUGUUACAUAAGCACCACUGAAUGACGAAAAAAGCCCCAAAGGCGAAUUGGACGCAUUGGGAAUCGGUCGAAACCUUAAGCACCGAGCCGAAGAGCUUUCCAGCUGCAGGUCUCUGCUCAGAGAUGAUGAUGAUGAUGAUGAUGAAGGUGAUGAUGAUGGUGGUGGUGGUGGUGAUGAUGGAGGGGAAAUGAUGCAGAUUUUUUUUUCCCCCUCAAACGAGUAUACUCGGAAAUCCUGGCGUUUUUACGCACUUUGCACAAGACCUGCGUAAGAAAAGAAUCAAAAAAAUAAUAUUUCAUUGCAAUUAAAUUGAUGAAUCAAUAACCCGAGAUUCCUCGUGCUGUUUAAUAAUUAGCUCCCUCGCGAGCUGAAAUCCGCGCGGUGUCUCUUCUCUGUUUCCCGCAACCGAAAAAACGCUUCAUCCGCAUCAGCGGCGCGCGCAGAUCAGCAAACCGAGCUCGCGGCUUCCGGGGCGAGGCGGUCGGUCUGCACGCGCCAGACCCAUGAGGACCAACUAACAGCCAUAACACCCACAGACGCCGAGGGUAUAAGAACCCCAAGCGCGCGCCAAGUUCCCAAACGGAGCUCUUGCUUUUGGAAAUCCAGGCGACAUUCAGGAUGUUUAUGGUUUGCUAGUCAUGCAGUGUUUGGAGAGCAGCGUUAUAACGCGUUAUGCACUGAUGUAGACUGAACUCCGACCGACUUGCACUGGGAUGUUGCUGUGUGUUGUACAACAGCAGCAAUGUUACCAUCUACUUUUCAACCAGCAGCGUUCGGAAACGGAUAAUAAAGUUUAAUGCAUGACACCAGGAUUGUUCUUUUCGCACAGAAAGGUGUGUGUUCUCCAGGGAUGUGCCCCACCUGCGCAUUCUGCAUUUGCCUUGUCAACAAAUCCCAUGUAAUGUUAGGGUUGAAGUGUGUGUUGCCGAGGGAAUGAGACUGCGUGGCAGGGAUCUGGACGAUUCCACCGGCUCCUGGAUACCAAGCGUCCUGGGCGUGCAGAGUGUCAGGCUUCGCCUUCGCCUCGAUCGCCGCACCGACAGGGGGAGGAGCCUCUGGCAACUGGUCGACCUGAGCGGAGAGGCGGUGCCGAGUGGGCAGGGCUUAUGGGAUAGGACACCACCCACUUGUUCACAGAGUAAGAAAGGUCUGAUGAGUAUUCCUACAGCAGCAUCUGGACAGACGGGGGGUGGAGACAUGCAGUCACCUGGGGCAAUAAGCCCCUCCUUCCUCCCACCCCCAACUGGAAAGGUUCCGGGUCGUAAGAGGGGACGGCCGCCGCUCAAAAGGCAUCCGGAGUAUCAGAAUCGCUACCCAGAAUCCCUCCCUCCCAUCAAAGUGCCUAAGAAGAGAGGGAGGAAGCCUGGAUUCAAGCUGAAGUCCCGGUUGGCGAUGACUCCUCUGGCCAUCUCCCCUCCCAGCAGCACUCCAGAACCAGACAUGAGCUCCAUCCCUCAGGAUGCUGCCACCGUUCCCCACUCUGCCACACCAGAGGUCCUUACAGUGUGUAUCUACGUGAAUAAACAGGUGAACACUGGUCCUAACCUGGACAGACAGAAAGUCAUGCAGCUUCCCGAUCACCUCGGCCCAGCGCGGCCUUCCGUGGUGCUGCAGCAGGCCGUGCAGGGUUGCAUCGAUAGCGCUUACCAGCAGAAAACGGUCUUCACCCUGCUCACACAGGGCUACGGAGGAGAGAAAAUAUCAGCCACGUUUGACGGCAAGCAGCACCUUUUGAGUCUGCCAGUGGUGAACAGUGUUGGCUACGUCCUUCGCUUCCUAAAAAAGCUCUGCCGGAGCCUUCUGUGCGAGAACCUCUUCAGUGAUCAGCCGAUUGCACCUUCCUCCUCUCCCUCCUCCUCUUCCUCGGCCCACACAGACAAGCAUUCAGACGGACAAUCCAAGUCGACAGACUCUAUGGUGGAUGAUUACCACUCUGAAACAAUGGAGUCCAAGCGCUACUCUGUCGAGCAUAGCGACACGGCCUUUGGUGUGAUGACAUCACCGUACAUAGCCUCGAAAUCCACCUAUGGGUUUCGCUCUGGUGCCGCCUACUCUGGGGGUGUUUGCAGACCAUCGGCCAGUCCCAGUGCAUUCCAGGAAGGAAACAGAAGUGCCUACAGUCCGUCCCCGGAGGCAGGUGAGUCAAAGCCUCCCCCGAGUAAAGACCCAUCCCGGUGGAGUGUAGAGGAGGUGGUGUGGUUUAUCAAAGAUGCAGACCCUCAGGCCCUCGGUCCACACGUGGAACUCUUUCGCAAACAUGAGAUUGAUGGAGAUGCUCUCCUGCUGCUGAAGAGUGACAUGAUCAUGAAGUACCUGGGACUCAAGCUUGGCCCAGCUCUCAAACUCUGCUACCACAUCGACAAGUUAAAACAGACCAAGUUCUGAAAUGCGCUUGGCCAUAACCACCAACCCACCUUCCCCCACACACCACUACCAGUCCCACACGCACACGCGCACACACACACACACACACACACACACACAAACUCUUGUGCACGCAUGCUUAUUUCCCUCCUACAAACACAUACACACAAACACAAACACACCGAGACGGACUACUUCACAAUAUCAAGACAUCAUUUUUCUUGGUUUUCAUUUGUGUUCUUCAUACGCAUUUUGACCCUCACCUACCAAGUGCCCGUGGACUUUUUAAAAUAUCUGUGAUUAUUUUGGACUUGACACUAAUUGACAAUUCCCUUGAGCUUGUUUUAACAUGGGUUGAGAGAGUGAUGAGCCACCCAUGAUGAAAGUUAUCGCUGGGACUUCCACAGAGCUUCUGGAAAUAUGCAUACUAAAGAUAGAUAAAGAUAAGAAAAUGUAAGGAAGUAAAAAAAAAAAAUCUGUCUUGGACAACAACAACAACAAAACUCAUCCUGCCUAGUAUGGAUAGUGGGACAGGUGAUGAUUUGUCGUGGACUGGACCCAUACAACUUCUGUACAUUUGACACAAUGUAUGGAUCAUUUGAAGGUGGUUUUUGGCCACCUUGUGGUUAAAAUGAGACAUUACAGCUCCCUGUGACGCUGGAUCCCAUUUUUCCAAGAGCAGCUAAACAAGACUUGAUCAUAUAUUCAUACUGAACUGUACAGACACAGUACUUUAGUGUGGAGUCACAUCUGAAAUUCUAACUUUCAAACACACAACAGGGCUACUACUGGUUUCAAAAACUUUUACCUCCAUAACCAGCGAAAUCCAGGCACUGAUACAACCGUGGACCAAUCAUGAAAUUCAGUAUGUGUUUGGGUUUUUGCACAAAUUGAAGUAUCACCUUUACAUGCCACACAUCUAAAAAUCUUAAUUUGUAUUGCAAACCAGCACUAAGAACAUGCAUUGCAGCACACCGAAACAUCUGCACAAUCCCGGUUUAACUAAAAGGACCAAACCCAGGUAGAACCACGGCACGUUUCUUUACUGAAUCCCACACACACCUGCCUCAGUUCAGUAAGGUGCAAAUAUUACAUAGAACACUGAUAUUACUCUAUAGGGUAUUGGAAAAUUGAUUAGUCCUUCAGUUAAUAAAAGAUAUCUCAAGAUAUAUAUUACAUGGAGACAUCAUAUAAGAUGUUUUACUAUUAAAAAUACUAAUCAGUGUCAAUAUUAUACUGGAGUACAUAAAUAGUGUGUUAUUUUUGGAUGCUAGCAUGCCGACUCAUCCCAAAACCUCCAUUUUUUUUUUUUUUAAACAGAAGAUUGUUUUGGCCUCAUUUCAGUGGUUGUAAUUUUUUUUUUUACUGCGACGGGUACUUUUUUCUUUGUGAAGUGACUCAACUGUCUGAGUUUUAGAGGUUUUUUUUUUCAGCAGGGAGAAAAUGUGGUGAUGGAACACAAGUGUAAAGUCAAUUUUUGUGUAAAUACAACAAUUUCAAGUAGAAGCAACAGAUCCAUACCGUGCCCUCCAGAAUGAUCAGCACCAUUCAUGAAAAGGUUUUUGGCAGCAGUUUAUGGCAGUAAGCUUCUUCCUGUAAUGUCUAACGUGUUGGAGACACUUGUAGAGAAAUGUUGGUCCACUCCUCCAUGCAGAACGUUUUAAGCUCCUUGAUAAUCUGAGGUUUCAGUAGGGUUCAAAUCUUCGGACUGAGAUGGUCGCUGGAAACAAUUACGUUUGCGUUUCGUUAAACAUUUCUGUGUUGAUGUUCUGUGUCAGAAUUACGUUUGUUUCAUCAUCUUGUUCAGAACUCUAUCUAUAGCCAAGCCUGAACCUCCUGGCAGAGGUAACCAGGUUUUGGCAUAAAAUAUCAUGGUAUUUAACAGAAUUCAUGAUGCCAUCACAAUCGCCCCUGACCAGUAAGAAGAUAGCCCCAAAGGACUGAUGAUCCAUAGUGGGUAUCUUAAUUCUUAUGAAAGGCCAAAAAGUAUUUUUUUUUAUAUUCAUUGCCUGAUUUGUGUAGGUCAAGAACCAACAACCAUCUUUUUUUUGUGUUGAAAGAUUGGUUUGUCCUAUGGUAAUGGACGACAAAGGGAUUUUACAUGUGUGUAACCUCAUAUCUGUACUCCAGGGAAACAGGACAAGGGAGCAGCAGUUACUGAUGAGUGCUCUUUUUUUUUUUUUUCUUUUAAGAAUGACAAUUUGUUUGCAUAAAUAUUUCUUGAGAGAAAAUACUAUUAUUUAAAAAAAAGAAAGAUUUUUUUUGUAAGAAAAACAUUAUUUUAUUGAGUUAAUUUUUUUGAAUUAUUGUGUGUAAUGUUAAUUUUAUAAUGUGCUUUUUUGCUCAUUUUAUGAAGGGUGCCAGUAAUUCAGGAGGGCACUGUAUUUGAAAAGUCACAUAAGUCAUACCUUGUGUUUAUCAGAUCAGCAGUUUCAAUUGCACAGGAGGAAAAAUGACUAUUUUAGAGUAAUUACGCCCAAAAUGUGUAAUCUGCUUUCAGCUCAGCUUUAGUGUAGCCGCCCUGCUAGCUCACUUGUACAGAAUCCCUUUCUACAUUUUUGAAUUGGUUCAGGCUGUUUGGUGUUUUCUCUUUCUUUCUGUGGAACUUUCUCCAUGUAGCACAUCCAGGUGAAUGAACAUAGCCCAUGUACUGUACAUCAUACUGUAAUAGGAAAGAAGCUGUUAGUCCAGCAGCCUGUGUUUCUUCAGAUUCAUGCUUAAGUGCUGUGUUCAGAUUUUUACCUGGUAAAACGUUCUGUUUUAGAGGGUAGGUAGGUGGUCAUAACAUGCCUGACACUUGAAACAUUUAGAUAGGAGAAUUAAAAAAAAAGAUAUCUUGAGUACUUAACUGUACAGCUGAAAUUAGCUCGAAAAGCUUAGAGGUGCUGUUUUCAAUCUGUUAGCUGUAACACCCUUUUUAUUUAAUCAG